AUGCCUGGAUGGAGCUGCCUGGUGACAGGAGCAGGAGGAUUUCUGGGCCAGAGGAUUGUCCAAAUAUUGGUGCAAGAGAAAGAGCUGCAGGAGGUCAGAGUCCUGUACAGGACCUUCAGUCCAAAACACAAAGAGGAACUGUCCAGUACUCAGCUCCUGUUGGACACUUGUGUGGAAGCCAGCGUGCCAGCCUUCAUCUAUAGCAGCUCAACAACUGUGGCUGGACCAAACUCCUACAAGGAGACCAUCCUGAACGACCGUGAGGAAGAGCAUCGUGAAAGCACAUGGCCUGAUCCAUACCCAUACAGCAAAAGGAUGGCCGAGAAGGCAGUGCUGGCAGCCAAUGGGAGCUUCCUGAAAAAUGGUGGCACUUUGCAUACGUGUGCCUUAAGACUCCCAUUCAUCUAUGGGGAAGAAAGUCAAGUCAUUUCAACCGUGGUAAAUAGAGCACUCAAGAACAACAGCAUAAUUAAGAGACAUGCCACAUUCUCCAUAGUCAACCCAGUGUAUGUGAGUAAUGCAGCCUGGGCACACAUUCUGGCUGCCAGGGGCCUUCGAGACCCCGAGAAGUCACAAAGCAUCCAAGGACAGUUCUACUACAUCUCAGAUGACACCCCUCACCAAAGCUAUGAUGAUUUAAAUUAUACCCUGAGCAAAGAAUGGGGCUUCCGCCUUGAUUCCAGUUGGAGCCUUCCUCUACCCCUACUCUACUGGCUUGCCUUCCUGCUGGAAACUGUGAGCUUCUUGCUGCGUCCAAUCUACAACAAUAGGCCACCCUUUAACCGCUUCAUGGUCACGAUCUUAAAUAGCGUGUUUACCGUUUCCUACAAGAAAGCUCAGAGAGAACUGGGCUAUGAGCCACUUUUCAGCUGGGAGGAAGCCAAGCAAAAAAUCUCGGAGUGGAUCGGGACACUAGUGGAGCAGCACAAGGAGACACUGGACACAACGUCUCAAUGA
Molecule: messenger RNA, 957 nt
Organism: Rattus rattus (black rat)
Lineage: Eukaryota; Metazoa; Chordata; Mammalia; Rodentia; Muridae
Product: NADPH-dependent 3-keto-steroid reductase Hsd3b5-like
Exons: 2
Coding region: 1-957 (318 amino acids)
Biological process (GO): steroid biosynthetic process
Molecular function (GO): 3-beta-hydroxy-Delta5-steroid dehydrogenase (NAD+) activity
Source: RefSeq, a predicted model, not a curated record